GGAUCUCCCUUCUUCCAUUGCGCACCCCCACUUUGCCCGCCUGCCUCCUCCCCCCGCUCUUGGCCGCCGCCGCCUUCGCCUUCCCUCAUGAAGUCAUUGAGAGUUGCGGGGGGGAGGUGAGGUACGGUGGGGUUGAUCCGGAUCAUUGUCUCUCUCGAACCCUUCCACCAUCACCACCACCACUGACCCCCCCCCCAGCUUUGUGGGUUCGGGGGCGGUGUUUUGAAAGCCCUAAGGCCUCGAGUGUCUCGUUGCGUGUCUUGUGUGUAUACCUAUUUUGCUCUUUUCCGUUGAUAAAUACACAUCUCUUGAGCCGUUUGUCCACGUCUCCUCGCUGAAAACCUUUAGGCUUUUUUUAUUAUUUUUUUUUUAUUUUUCUCCUUUUGGGGGCCACCAUGUCCUGUGUGCAUUAUAAAUUCUCUUCCAAACUCAACUAUGAUACUGUCACCUUCGAUGGGCUGCACAUCUCCCUCUGCGACCUAAAGAAGCAGAUUAUGGGGAGAGAGAAGCUGAAAGCGGCCGACUGCGACCUGCAGAUCACCAACGCGCAGACGAAAGAAGAGUAUACUGAUGAUAAUGCUCUAAUUCCUAAAAAUUCAUCUGUAAUUGUUAGAAGAAUUCCUAUUGGAGGUGUUAAAUCUACAAGCAAGACAUAUGUUAUAAGUCGAUCUGAACCAGUGAUGGGAACUUCAAAACCAAUUGAUGACUCUUCUGCGUCUAUUUCUCUGGCCCAGCUAACAAAGACUGCCAAUCUGGCUGAAGCCAAUGCUUCUGAAGAAGAUAAAAUUAAAGCAAUGAUGUCUCAAUCUGGCCAUGAAUACGACCCAAUCAACUAUAUGAAGAAGUCUCUCGGUCCCCCACCUCCAUCUUAUACUUGCUUUCGUUGUGGUAAACCUGGCCAUUAUAUUAAGAAUUGCCCAACAAAUGGGGAUAAGAAUUUUGAAUCAGGUCCUAGGAUUAAAAAGAGCACUGGAAUUCCCAGAAGUUUCAUGAUGGAAGUGAAAGACCCUAACAUGAAAGGUGCAAUGCUUACCAACACUGGAAAAUAUGCAAUACCAACUAUAGAUGCAGAAGCAUAUGCAAUAGGGAAGAAAGAAAAGCCUCCUUUCUUACCGGAAGAACCUUCUUCUUCUUCUUCUGAAGAUGAUCCUAUCCCAGAUGAACUAUUAUGUCUCAUCUGCAAAGAUAUUAUGACUGAUGCCGUUGUCAUUCCCUGCUGUGGAAACAGUUAUUGUGAUGAAUGUAUAAGAACAGCACUCCUGGAAUCAGAUGAACAUACAUGUCCGACCUGUCAUCAGAACGAUGUCUCUCCUGAUGCUUUAAUUGCCAAUAAAUUUUUAAGACAGGCUGUUAAUAACUUCAAAAAUGAAACUGGAUAUACAAAAAGGCUACGAAAACAGUUACCACCACCACCACCCCCAAUCCCACCUCCAAGACUCAUUCAGCGGAACUUACAGCCCUUGAUGAGGUCUCCUAUUUCAAGACAGCAGGAUCCUCUUAUGAUUCCAGUCACAUCGUCAUCGACUCACCCAGCUCCCUCUCUGGCACUGACGUCCAGUCAGUCAGCCUUGGUCCCUUCUGGACCUGGAAAUCCAUCUUCCGCCCCAGCUCCUGUGCCAGAUAUAACUGCAACAGUCUCCAUAUCAGUCCACCCAGAAAAGUCUGACGGGCCUUUCCGGGAUUCUGAUAGCAAAUUACUACCAGCAGCAGCCCUUGCAUCAGAGCACUCAAAGGGAGCCUCUUCACUUGCCAUUACUGCUCUCAUGGAAGAGAAGGGUUAUCAGGUGCCUGUACUUGGAGCCCCAUCUUUGCUGGGACAGUCAUUACUACACGGACAGUUGAUCCCCACAACUGGUCCAGUAAGAAUAAAUACAGCUCGUCCAGGUGGUGGCCGGCCAGGUUGGGAGCAUUCCAACAAGCUUGGCUAUCUGGUUUCUCCACCACAGCAAAUCAGAAGAGGAGAGAGAAGCUGCUACAGGAGCAUAAAUCGUGGACGACAUCACAGCGAAAGAUCACAAAGAACUCAAGGCCCAUCACUCCCAGCAACUCCAGUUUUUGUACCUGUCCCACCACCUCCUUUGUAUCCACCUCCUCCCCAUACACUUCCUCUUCCUCCAGGUGUUCCUCCACCACAGUUUUCUCCUCAGUUUCCUCCUGGCCAGCCACCACCUGCUGGGUAUAGUGUCCCUCCACCAGGGUUCCCUCCAGCUCCCACCAACUUAUCAACUCCUUGGGUAUCAUCAGGAGUGCAAACAGCGCAUUCAAAUACCAUCCCAACAACACAAGCACCACCUUUGUCCAGGGAAGAAUUUUAUAGAGAGCAACGACGACUGAAAGAAGAGGAAAAGAAAAAGUCCAAGCUAGAUGAGUUUACAAAUGAUUUUGCUAAGGAAUUGAUGGAAUACAAAAAGAUUCAAAAGGAGCGUAGGCGCUCAUUUUCCAGGUCUAAAAGUCCUUAUAGUGGUUCUUCCUACUCAAGAAGUUCAUACACUUAUUCAAAAUCAAGAUCUGGCUCAACUCGUUCACGUUCCUAUUCUCGGUCAUUUAGCCGUUCACACUCUCGUUCCUAUUCACGAUCGCCACCGUACCCUAGAAGAGGCCGAGGCAAAAGUCGGAAUUAUCGUUCACGCUCCAGAUCUCAUGGAUAUCAUCGAUCUAGGUCAAGGUCACCCCCCUAUAGACGUUACCACUCAAGAUCAAGAUCUCCUCAGGCAUUUAGGGGACAGUCUCCCAAUAAACGUAAUGUGCCUCAGGGCGAAACAGAACGUGAAUAUUUUAAUAGAUACAGAGAAGUUCCGCCACCUUAUGACAUAAAAGCUUAUUAUGGGAGAAGUGUUGACUUUAGAGACCCAUUUGAAAAAGAGCGUUACCGAGAGUGGGAGAGGAAAUACAGAGAAUGGUAUGAAAAAUAUUAUAAAGGGUACGCCGCAGGAGCACAGCCAAGACCGUCAGCCAAUAGAGAGAACUUUUCUCCAGAAAGAUUUUUACCACUAAGUAUCAGGAAUUCUCCCUUUACAAGAGGCCGCCGAGAAGAUUAUUCUGGUGGACAAAGUCAUAGAAGUCGAAACAUUGGUGGCAGCUAUCCAGAAAAGCUUUCUACAAGAGACAGUCAUAAUCAGAAGGACAAUACAAAGUCAAAGGAGAAGGAAAGCGAAAGCAUUCCAGGUGAUGGUAAAGGAAACAAACAUAAGAAACACCGAAAAAGAAGAAAGGGGGAAGAGAGUGAAAGCUUUCUAAAUCCAGAGUUACUUGAAAGCUCUAGGAAACCAAGAGAACAUGCGAGUGGGGAGGAGAAUAAAACGGACUCUAUGUUUGUGCUCCCCAGUAGAGAUGAUGCCACGCCUGUUCGAGAUGAGCCAAUGGAUGCUGAGUCCGUCACUUUCAAGUCAGUGUCUGAAAAGGACAAGAGAGAGAAAGAUAGGCCAAAAGCAAAAAGUGACAAGACCAAACGCAAAACAGAUUCAUCUGCUGUAUCAAAAAAGGAAAACGUUGUAAAACCAGCAAAAGGAUCUCAAGAAAAACUUGAUGGCGAGCGUGAAAAAUCUCCUCGGUCUGAACCUCCGCUGAAAAAAGUCAAAGAGGAGGUUCCAAAGACUGAUAAUCCUAAAUCGUCCUCCUCAUCUCAAAAAGAUGAAAAGAUACUUGGUACUCCCAGAAAAGCUCACUCGAAGUCGACAAAAGAACAUCAAGAGACAAAACCAGUGAAAGAGGAAAAAGUGAAAAAGGAAUAUUCCAAAGAUACCAAAUUGGAAAAGUUAAGUAGUAGUAAGGAAGAAAAGACCAAAAAGCCCAGUGAGAAAAGUAAGCCACUAGAUAGCAAGGGAGAAAAGAGAAAAAGAAAAACAGAAGAAAAGAGUGUAGAUAAGGAUUUUGAGUCAUCAUCAAUGAAGAUCUCUAAACUGGAAUCAACUGAAAUGACUAAGCCAUCCCCAAAGCGCAAGAUGGAACCUGAUGUUGAAAAGAUGGAUAGAACUCCUGAAAAAGAUAAAAUGUCCUCAACUGCUCCGGCCAAAAAAAUCAAACUUAACAGAGAAACUGGCAAAAAGAUUGGAAGCGCCGAAAAUGUGUCUAAUACAAAAGAACCCUCUGAAAAAGUGGAGUCAACCUCUAGCAAAGUUAAACAAGAAAAAGUCAAAGGAAAGGUUAGACGGAAAGUAACUGGAAGUGAAGGAUCCAGCUCUACUCUCGUGGAUUAUACCAGUACGAGUUCAACUGGAGGCAGUCCUGUACGGAAAUCUGAAGAAAAAACAGAUACAAAGAGAACUGUUAUUAAAACUAUGGAAGAAUAUAAUAAUGAUAAUACAGCUCCUGCUGAAGAUGUUAUUAUUAUGAUUCAAGUUCCUCAGUCCAAAUGGGAUAAAGAUGAUUUUGAAUCCGAAGAAGAAGAUAUUAAGUCUACACAGCCUAUCUCAAGUGUAGGAAAACCUUCCAGUAUUAUUAAAAAUGUUAGCACUAAGUCAUCCAAUAUAGUUAAGUAUUCUGAAAAAGAAAGUGAACCAUCAGAAAAAACUCAGAAACUCACCAAGGAAGUCACUCAUGAGCUGGUACAACAUGAAGUCAAAAGUUCAAAAACCUCUGCACCUAGUGAAAAAGGAAAAACCAAAGAUCGCGAUCAUUCAGUGUUGGAAAAGGAAAACCCUGAGAAGAGGAAGAACAGUGCUCAGCCAGAGAAAGAUAAUAAUACAGACCGUCUGAGUGAACAGGGAAAUUCGAAAAUCCUGUCUCAAUCAUCCAAAGAGACUAGAACUUCAGAUAAACAUGAUUCCCUUCGAGGGUCCUCAAAUAAAGACUUUACUCCUGGUAGAGACAAAAAAACAGACUAUGACAGUAGGGAUUAUUCAAGUAGUUCCAAACGUAGAGAUGAAAGGAAUGAAUUAGCCAGAAGAAAAGACUCACCUUCCCGAAGCAAAGAUUCUGUAUCUGGACAAAAAAGUAAGCCAAGGGAAGAGAGAGAUUUACCUAAGAAAGGAACCGGGGAGUCUAAAAAAAGUACGAGUCCCUCAAGAGACAAAAAAACUCAUGAUCAUAACAAAGCCGCUUACGAUACUAAACACACUGGUGAAGAGACAAAAUCUGUCGAUAAAAAUACCAGUAAGGAUCGUGAGAAGCAUACAUUGGAAUCCAGGAACAGUAAGGAGGCAAGUGGCAAUAAAUUACUUUAUAUACUUAACCCAUCGGACCCUCAGAUUGAAAAGGAACCAGUUAGUGCUGGUCCAGUUGACAAGAAUGCAGUGAAGCCUAAACCCCAGUUAAGUCACUCCUCCAGACUUUCUUCUGACUUAACUAGAGAAACUGAUGAGGCUGCCUUUGAGCCAGACUAUAAUGAAAGUGACAGUGAAAGCAACGUAUCUGUCAAAGAGGAAGAAGCUUCAGGGAAAAACCUUAAGGAACUGAAAGAGAAAUCAAUGGAGAAAGCUAAAGAGACCAUUGCUGACCCAGCAGCAGCAGCAGCUGUAGUAGCAGCAGCAGCAACAGCAACAGUAGCAGCAGCAGCAGUUGGUCAGGUGGGCAUCCCUCGGAGCCAGAGUCAGAGCAGUCCCAGUGUUAGUCCAAGCAGGAGUCAAAGCCCAUCAGGAAGCCAGACCCGCAGCCACAGCAGCAGUGCCAGCUCUGCAGAGAGUCAGGACAGCAAGAAGAAAAAGAAGAAGAAGGAAAAGAAAAAGCACAAGAAACAUAAAAAACAUAAGAAGCAUAAGAAACACGCAGGCACUGAAGUCGAAUUGGAAAAAGGCCAAAAACACAAACACAAGAAAAAGAAGUCAAAGAAGAACAAAGAUAAAGAAAAGGAGAAGGAGAAGGAUGACCAAAAAGUGAAAUCUGUCCCUGUCUAAAAGGACAGAUUUUUAAAAUUGACUUAAUUACUAAGUCAUCUGUAUUAAAUUUUGUUAUAAUGUAAAGAGAUUUCAAGCUUUGUAAAUAAUGAUAUGAAAGACCCUGUGCUGCACUUAAAAUAUUGCUGCUUGAUUUGAUUUUUACAUCAGAGCUUUAUAACACGAACUUUUGUACAGAAUUGUGAGUUGUGACCAUGUAACAUGAGAGGUUUUGCUAAGGCCUAUUAUUUUUAACCACCAUUAAUUAGUUGGGGUGGAGUUUACUGUGAAAUUUUCACAUUUGAAUUUUUUUAAUUGCCUGGCAAACGCUGAUAUCAGUUCUAAAAUAUCAGCAGAAUGAUUUGCUGAAUUCAUUACAACCCUGUUAUGUCACUUUUUGAUUAUAAUAAAAGUUUUCAGUAAACUUUUCA
Suncus etruscus (white-toothed pygmy shrew) is the source of this 6241-nucleotide messenger RNA. It is a transcript of the gene RBBP6, whose product is annotated as RB binding protein 6, ubiquitin ligase. Gene Ontology annotation, molecular function: zinc ion binding; nucleic acid binding; ubiquitin protein ligase activity. Gene Ontology annotation, cellular component: nucleus. Lineage: Eukaryota; Metazoa; Chordata; Mammalia; Eulipotyphla; Soricidae. The record is from RefSeq and is a predicted model, not a curated record. Gene Ontology annotation, biological process: ubiquitin-dependent protein catabolic process; protein ubiquitination; mRNA processing. The transcript is spliced from 18 exons. Bases 396 to 5831 code for a protein of 1811 amino acids.